CCGGACCGGGCAUCCUGGGGGCGGGCUCGCCCCAGCUGCCAAGAAAGCGCAGGGGGCGUUGCGAGACCAGAGGCGCGGGGGACGGGAGUCGGAGGGUAAAGUGCAGGAUUCCAGCGAACCCUCCCCCACGUGCCCACUCCCCUGCCCUCCAGGAAAGGGAGCUCUAAGCCCACGAUGCCAUCUUCCCCCACCCUGGGCAUCUUUUCGCGAUUCUUAUGUGGCAGGGUCCGGAAGGCGAGUAUUGUAGCUUCUGGGGCCCGCUCCCCCUGGAGCCCUCGGAAGCUCUUGCGCCCCCCUUCCGUGAGGGGGACCCAGGAAGGGGCGGAGAGGCUUUCCUUAGGGAAUCUGCCCACCUGUCCCACGACACGCCCCGGUCGGCUGGGUUGCUGUGAACACGCCACCCUGAAGGGUUGGUGGGGAAAAAGCGCGUGCCAGGCCCCACGCACUGAACACAUGGUCCUCACGGCCUGUCUCUCCCGGUUCCCACCCGCGCCAGGUGAAGAGCGGAGCUGAAACCAUGGUUCACCAGGUGCUCUACCGGGCUCUGGUCUCCACCAAGUGGCUGGCCGAGUCGGUCCGGGCUGGAAAGCUGGGGCCUGGCCUGCGAGUACUGGACGCGUCCUGGUACUCACCGGGCACCCGGGAUGCCCGCAAGGAGUACCUGGAGUGCCAUGUGCCCGGCGCCUCCUUCUUUGAUAUAGAGGAGUGCAAGGACAAGUCGUCACCCUACGAGAUGAUGCUGCCCAGCGAGGCGGGCUUCGCUGACUACGUUGGCCGCCUGGGCAUCAGCAAUGACACACACGUGGUGGUAUAUGAUGGUGACAACCUGGGCAGCUUCUAUGCACCUCGGGUUUGGUGGAUGUUCCGUGUGUUUGGCCACCGCACAGUGUCAGUGCUCAAUGGUGGCUUCCGGAACUGGCUGAAGGAGGGCCACCCCGUGACAUCUGAGCCCUCACGCCCAGAGCCUGCAGUCUUCAAAGCCACACUUGACCGCUCGCUGCUCAAGACCUACGAGCAGGUGCUGGAGAACCUCGAGUCUAAGAGGUUCCAGCUGGUGGAUUCACGGGCCCAAGGGCGGUUCCUGGGCACCCAGCCGGAGCCAGAUGCUGUAGGACUGGCUUCCGGCCACAUCCGAGGCGCAGUCAACAUGCCGUUCAUGGACUUCCUGACCGAGGAUGGCUUCGAGAAGAGCCCAGAGAUGCUCCGGGCCAUGUUCGACGCCAAGAAGGUGGACCUCACAAAGCCCCUCAUUGCCACGUGUCGCAAGGGUGUCACUGCCUGCCAUAUCGCCCUGGCCGCCUACCUCUGCGGCAAGCCCGACGUGGCCAUCUACGAUGGCUCCUGGUUCGAGUGGUUCCACCGGGCCCCGCCAGAGACCCGCGUGUCCCAGGGCAAGGACGGGAAGGCCUGAGCCCCGAGCCUCUCCACUCGCCCGCAACCCAGCCGGGUCAGUGACUGCCUGGCUGCCCUGCAGCUGGCUCAUGCCCUCCAGCGAAGGGGACCGGCAGGCACAAUUUUAGAAUCGCUGGGUCAAGCUCCCCUUCCCCCCAACAACACUGGAAUAAACGUGGCUUUUUCUGA
Messenger RNA from Miniopterus natalensis, 1581 nucleotides. NCBI's taxonomy places the organism in Eukaryota, Metazoa, Chordata, Mammalia, Chiroptera, Miniopteridae. The record is from RefSeq and is a predicted model, not a curated record.